Messenger RNA from Chiloscyllium plagiosum (whitespotted bambooshark), 1291 nucleotides. The record is from RefSeq and is a predicted model, not a curated record. NCBI's taxonomy places the organism in Eukaryota, Metazoa, Chordata, Chondrichthyes, Orectolobiformes, Hemiscylliidae.
AUGACGUCUGUCCUAGCGAUCGUGGUCAUGAGUUUAUCAGCACGUGUUGUUAAAACCCGUCUGGCUCACACAUGUCCUUUUGGGAGAAUACACGAGAGUGAUGAAAACUGGGAGCUGAGUGACAGCGAGAAGCCGGCUGCCCAUUUGAUUGGAAUCUAUCACCAGUCUCUCAAGGACAGUUCUGACGCUCACUCUCACCACACGCUGGAGUGGGAGUCGGUCAGGGGUUUGGCCUUUACCAGGGACUCGGUGCGCUACCUUGGCCGAUCGCUGGUCAUUCCCAAGCGUGGGCUGUACUACGUUUACUGCCAGGUGGGCUUCCGCGGCAGCGAGUGUAAGAACCACCCGGUGACCCUGUACAACUGGGUGUACCGCAAACACGACUCUUACCCCAAGCCCCUGCUCCUGCUGAGUGGCACCGAGACAGUGUGUGGCAAGAACCAUAACAAGGGCACCUGGUACACCACCCUGGGCCAGGGGGCAGUGGUGCAACUGGAAAGGGACCACCAACUCUUUGUGAAUGUCAGCAACCCCCAUCUGGUGGACUACCUGGACGGAAAGACUUUCUUCGGUGUCAUCAAAAUCUGACGUCAGCCCUGGUGGGCCUGGGGAGGGGGAGGGGGUGGGGGUGGGGGAGCAGGGGACAGAGCGGGCUUGGCAGAGAUUAGUAAGUGGGAUAUGAGUUACAAAUUUAUUUUUUUAACAUAUAUUGGAUCUAUUUUGUUACAACAACUUGCCUUUCUAUAAUGUCUCUGGUGUUGUUAAAACAAUCUCCAGCUAAUUCCCAGGAAGCUCAGUCAGAUCCAGCUAAUUCUCAGGAAGUUUCAAGAGGAUCUGCCAUUUAAAGGGAAUCCUGAUUCAUGCCGUUGGUUAGACUGUUGGUCGUUUUUAACUCGAAAUGUUUAUGCUGUAGAUCUUUGUUAACCAUGACUGGUUACAUUGUACAGCACUAUUAACCCUGAUUGGUUACACUGUAGAUCCUUGUUAACUCUUAUUGGCUACAUUGCAGAGUACUAUUAACCCUGAUUGGUUACAUGGUAGAUCUUAUUAGCCCUGAUUGGUUAUACUGUAGAUUCUUGCUAACCCUGAUUGGUGACCAGUACAGGAGGCAGAAAUACGGGAUUGUCACAAAUAUAUCCGAUGGUAGACCCAGCACAAACCUCAUCUCUCAGACUGUGGAAACUGAGUGCAGGACGUGAUAAGGAUGGAAAACAAAGUAAUAUUUAGAUUAGAUUCCCUUACAGAUUAGAUUGCCUUACAGUGUGGAAACAGGCCCUUCAGCCCAACAAGU